ACACCAUGUGAAGAAAAAGUAUAUUAAAAGGGACACGGAAAGCAAACUUAGGAGGGUGACAACUUGUUCAUUCGUCUCACCACCACCGUUACCGUGUCGGCGUUUUUAACGGCUCGGCGGAGAGCGAAUGGACAGAGCCGGAGUGGAGCAGGACAGUCUCACCAACGGUACGACCUCGCCGUACGUCCGACCGUCUGCAUUGUGUCUGCAUCUCCCUGUCAGCUGUUGGGGGUGAUAGAGGACUCACCGGGUGAGUCUUUGAGCUGUUUUGGCUUGUGAAGAAGCUUUUCUUGAGGGUAGCAGACACGUAUACCAUGCCGACGAGUGAUGGCCCUAGUCACUUCCCCGUCUUUGUGGCUCCACCGCACGGCAACCACCAGAGGUCCCCAGGUUAUGUCCCCGGGCGAGUGGCUCCAGUCCGCUCGCCGCCACCUGCCAAAGCUCCACCGCCUCUACCGCUAAAACCUUGUGGCGUGCUGCCGGAGCAACUAGCCACUUCCAACCUCUCAGAGGAGAACCAGCGCAGGGAGCGUGCUCAGAGCCUCCAGCAAAGAAAGAACACACUGAUCUGCUUUGGAGUGUCGAUGGGUGCUUUGUUCCUCACGCUUAUCCUUAUUCUUAGUCUCACAAGUGGAGAUGUGUUAGACGAGAACUGUCCGGACCACAACCUAUCCCUUAGUGGCUGGAAUCCAGGCCACCAACCAGAGAAGGCUGUUGUUGUCAGGAGGGGACAUUUGUUUAGAUUGGAUUCUUCUGCUACCUUCUAUUCACUAACCAUACAGUCAGGAGGUCGGGUAGUUUUUGCAGACAGUGCUGAUGGCUCCAAAAACAUAACCUUGAGAACACGCCAUAUCCUCAUAGAAGAAGGUGGAGCCCUUCACAUCGGUGCACCCAAAUGUCGCUACCGUUCUCGUGCCACCAUUGCCCUUGUGGGCCGUUCCGACAACAAGGCGGAUCCUGAGGUUCCUGGCCUGGGCCGCAAGUUCAUUGGUGUUCGGGGUGGUGGAACUCUGGAGCUACAUGGUACUGAGAGAGUUUCCUGGUCUCUGCUGACCCAAAGCAUUCCCGCCUCCGGGCUGGCCACAGGAGGUCAUGCGUUUCAAAGGAACUUCAGCCGAGGCAUCAACCUGCGUGUGGUGGACCAGGACACAGCUGCUGUACUGUUGUCUGAACGCUAUGACACACAUGAGUCCCGUAACGACAGUCGUCGACUGACCCACCUUCUUCGGUCCCUGCCGGCAGGCCGCAUUGUCACUCUGGCUGUAGGAGACUCGGCCGUCAAAAGUCUUUUAGAUGAAACCAAGAAGACCAUUGAAGAGAAGCUCGGCAGCAGCUUUGUCUAUGAUCUCAAAUACAGACAGGCUUGGGCUUUGGUCUCUGUGGUAGAUGGCGGCAACGUGUCAUGCUCAGAGGACGUUAGGGAACAUGAAAACCACGACACAGGAGGUAGAGCUCUGGCAAGACGCAACUUCACCACUGUAGAUGGAGUGGGCUUCUCGGUCAGCGCCUACAGCGAAUGGAAGAACGGUUUCCCCAUCUCAGGCUUCCAGGUGGAUGCUUUGGACCAGGUGGUGCUAAACCUGCAGGAUGAAGUGCAGCAGACCUGGAAACAAGGGGAUCGCAUUGUAGUUGCCAGUACAGACUACUCCAUGCACCAGGCUGAAGAGUUUACCCUGCUGCCAUGUCCUCACUGCACCAGCAGGCAGGUCAGGAUACAAGGGAAGCCUCAGUAUAACCAUGUCGGAGAGAUCAUAGAUGGAGUCGACAUGCGUGCUGAAGUGGCUCUGCUCUCCAGGAACAUUCUCAUCUAUGGAGAAAUGGAAAACUCCUGCUACGGAAAAAACAUGUGUCAAUUCUACAGCCAUGACACCUACGGAGGCCAUAUCAAGAUCUUUGGUAACUUCUCGUCAGUGCAUCUGUCCCACGUGGAGCUGAAGAACAUGGGUCAGCAGGGAGAGAUGGGCCGUUACCCCCUCCACUUUCACAUGUGCGGGGAUGUUGACCAGAGGGGAGGCUACUGGGAACCCACCUAUGUGGACGGAGUCUCCAUUCACCACUCCUUCUCUCGCUGUCUCACCAUCCACGCCACCAAUGGUUUGCUGGUGAAGAACACUGUAGGUUAUGACACCUUGGGUCACUGCUUUUUCCUUGAGGAUGGGAUUGAGCAGCGUAACACUUUCUACCACAACCUUGGCCUGCUGACUCGACCUGGGACUCUGCUGCCCACUGACCGCAAUGAGACACUCUGCACCAGCAUCAAGGACAAAGUCUACAAGGGCUACACUCCCUCACCCAGCACAGAGUGCAAGGCAGUCUCAACAUUCUGGAUUGCCAACCCUAACAAUAACCUCAUCAACAAUGCAGCUGCUGGUUCUCAGGACACUGGCAUAUGGUUUGUGUUCCACAGCUCUUCCACUGGAGACUCUCAUGGGCUGGUACCAGAGACCAAGGCAGAGCUCACUCCCCUGGGGAUUUUUUACAACAACCGUGUACACUCCAACUUUAAGGCAGGACUGUUCAUUGAUAAAGGGGUGAAGACCACCAAUGCUAGUGCUGCCGAUCCUCGGGAAUACCUGUGUCUAGAUAACAGUGCCAGAUUCCGACCACACCAGAAUGCUGACCCUAGCCGUCCUCGGGUGGCGGCAGUCAUCGACACUCUGAUCUCCUUCAAGAACAAUGAUUUGGGAGCGUGGAUACGGGGUGGUGACAUUGUCAUCCAGAACUCUGGUUUUGCAGACAAUGGGGUGGGAUUAUCCUUUGCCAGUGACGGCAGCUACCCCAAGGAUGAAGGCUCCAGCCAGGAGGUAAUGCAAUCCCUGUUCGUGGGUGAAAGCCGGAACAGAGGGACCAAUGGAGGCCAGAAUAAAUACUGGGGACUAGGAGGGGCUGAUGCAAAGAUGAGAACACUGCCCAGAAACAGGACAUUCCCAAUCCGAGGUUUCCAGAUUUAUGAUGGUCCGGUGCGGCUUACACAGAGCACAUUCCGUGGAUUCAUCCCCACACCAGAGCGUUACACCAGUGCAGUGGGAUUCAACCUGAAGAACACCUGGCAGCUGACUCCACGAAAUAACUUGUCCCAGCUCAGCUUCCACUCCACUGUGGGUCUGCGGACGUUCUUUGGUCGCCCCGGGCAGUGGUUUGAAGAGAAUGACCUGGACGGUGACAAAAACUCCAUCUUUCACGAUGUGGACGGGUCAGUAACAGGCUACAGAGACACCUACGUCGGCAGAGCAGACAAUUACCUGAUCCAACAUCCUGGCUGUGUGAACAUGUCCCGGUGGAAUGGAGUGAUCUGCAGCGGCCACUACUCUCAGGUGUACAUCCAGACCCAGGGAGCCCCCAGCCUCAGUUUAUCCAUCAGCAGAGAUGAAUAUCCUGAAUCUCCUCUGGUACUGAGGGGGAUUAACAGCCAGGGGGCGCUGUCUCAGCAGUAUCAGCCCAUCCUGAUGAUGAGCAAGAGCUACACUCUGCACUGGAGUGGACCUGCACCCAGAGAGGUUGUCCUCUCUCUCAUCAACUUUGAUAAAAAUGACUGGGGGCUGGUGGGACUCUGUUACCCAUCAGAUACCACAUUCCAGAUCAUGGCCGACAUCAACGACAGGCAAAGCAACACCUUUGAUGAUAUCACAGACUACGGCACUGUGUCAUCCCUUGCAGAGCUGGAGAAAAGAAUGAUGGAAAGGAAGUACUUCUUUGACCAACCUGUUGGCUUGUUGUGGCUCUACCUUCGCGCCCGGCAUAGUCGUGACGGUCACAGCUACUGUUCAGUGAAAGGCUGUGAAAGAGUGAAAAUCAUGGCCACCACAUCCUCCAAACAGACCUCUAACUGUACAGCUAAGGCCUACCCCAAGUACUCCAAGACUCCCUCAGCAGUGGUGCCUAUGCCAGCUCUAAACACAGACCCCUGCAAAGGCUGUGGUGCUAAACAGCUGGUGUUUUCCAGCGAGCCAUGGACCUUCUACCUCCAGACACAAAUCAAGUCUCUCAGCAGUAAAGAGCAGCAGAGAGGAGAUAACAGCUCCUUUAUCACUGUGAAUGAGGUGACCAUGCCCUUCUCUCAGCCUGGGUAUUUCCUGGUCUCAGUGGAUGCCUGCUCUGGAAAAGUCACAAAGAAAACUUCAUUUUCCAAAAUGGACGCAAAAAUGGAGCAGUACCUAAAAAGCGGAAUACCAAAGAAGUCAAUAGUGCUCAUGGCAACACGAGGUCAGCCAGAAGGCCUGGUUGUUGUCGCACCAUAUCUUGUCUCCUUGGGUAUGGCCAAAGCUGCCGAUCUGCAUAGUAAAGAGAGUCUGGCACUUUGGGGGUUCCAGGGUGGCUCUUCACCCCCUUCGUGGGUUUCUCUACUUGCCGGGCAGGGGGAGGACUUCCUGAGGCUGCAGGAGCGCUACUUACCCCUGGGUUUGGAGGCAUACGGCUGUACGCCACCUGCAGCUCCAAUGCGCAAAGACCUGGAGUUACUCAAAAAAGCCACGGGACUACAAUGACCAAUGUGAACUAUACAACUUACCUACCCAAAACACUCUUGCACACAGAUACACAAACACACACAGCCAGCUGAUGAAUGUGAACUGCCGAAUUUAAUUUAUUAACAAUAGCCAAGAUGUUUACCAAUUGGAGAGUGGAGAGAAGGUAUUUUAUUAUGAAGAGGGGGAGUAUUUUUGUGAUUAGUUUGUGUGGGUGCGUAAGUAUGUGCAAGUAUGCCUUGGGGCCGCAGAGUCAAUGCACUUUUCUUUUAAAGACACAACUUAUCAGCCAAAGUGAUCAAAAGGAGCUUUGCGAUACUGUAACUCAAUAGUUUAUCUUCGACAACAGAAAAAAACAAACCCAAAGCAACCUUUAACAUCUACCUACCAAUGUUAUUAUUUAUUAUGUAGUAAAUGAAAACAGAAUGAAUUGGAUUGAGUGUGAAAAUAAAACACAAUGCAUUAGAUACACACAGACCAGGACUAAAUUAUGAAAAUAAAUUGCAUUGUCCCUGAAAUGAGACAUGUUCUAUUUGAACUGACAAUGAAAGAUGGAUUAGAUGUGCUCAGGUCAGAAGGAAAUGAUAAAAAUAAGUGCCAUUGCAAUAUGAAAAUUAAACAGCUAUAUUAAGGAAAAAUUAACGUGUAAUAUAAUAAAAAAGAGCCAGUGGGUUUGAUGUGUUAGUUAUUAUUUGAUGCAAAACACAUUUUAAAAGCAAGUUAUAACAAGCCAUAUGCAUAUUAAUAUUUAAAUAGUCAUAUAGGCAUACAGUAGUUUGCAGUAAAAUUAAUCUGGCUAUCUUGCCUUUCUAACAUAUGAUAAUGCCAUUAAGUAGAUAACUCACUAUUAUAUAGGUCAUUACUCUCUUUCCAUUCAUUCUCACACAUCUUUUAGCUUUGUAGCUGAGGUCUCUAACAACUGAAUCUUUAACUGGAAAACCUCCUCUGAUCAUCGUGCAGCUCUACAACUAAAGACUUUAAGCACCUUUUUAAUGGAUUCUUACAUGGACUUACUGGAUCUUUUAGCUCAUAUCUUUUAUUUAUCGCUUUGCAGUAAUGGUGUCUCGAUUACUGGCCACAUGUGCAGCACAAAUAUAUGUACAUAUUAUGUAAGUUUUCUUUUUAUUUUUGUUUUCUUAAACAGGAUUGAAUGUUUAAACUUUCAUCUGCCUCAUUCAUGAUCUUUUAGCGUUCAUUGUUGCCAAACCGUGUUUAGAUACAUUACAGGGUGCUUUUUUUUUUUUUAGAGAUGGCACCCUGACUGUACAGUAGUGAGCAGCAAAAUGCAUACAGAUCAUAUACCAGCUUUAAGGUAUAAGGCUUUAUGUUGGGACUUUCAGUAUAUAACCUUUUUUGCUGUGUUUGGAUGUGAGCAGGGCUCCCCCACUGAGCAAUAACAAGUACCUGUUUGCGUGUGCGUGUGUGUGUGUGUGUGUGUGUGUGUGUGUGUGUGUGUGUGUGUGUGUGUGUGUGUGUGUGUGUGUGUGUGUGUGUGCUAGUAUAUGACUGACCAUGUGAGAUAUAGAGAGGACAGUUACCUUGUUGCCUUUUAACCACUCUACUGUUAAAAAGAGCAAAAGAAUGAGAGAAAGAUGUUUCCAUCCCUUACCUUUUGUUCAAUUGAUGCUUUAAAGAUGCACAACCAGAGUUUUUUUUUUUUCAAUUAGAAGUGAGCUUUGUAAAUAUGGUGCUUAAUGUUUAACUCAAACUGUACAUGUAAUGGGAAACAGGUUUUCAAUAGUGUGUAUUUACUGUUGUUUUUGUUUUUUAGUCAAUUAAGUCAUUUUGACGAAUUUAAGUCAGUUCUUUCAACAUGGAAACUCAGCAUUUUUUUUAUGAAAUUGCCAAU
Xiphias gladius (swordfish) is the source of this 6312-nucleotide messenger RNA. It is a transcript of the gene cemip2, whose product is annotated as cell migration inducing hyaluronidase 2. Bases 315 to 4484 code for a protein of 1389 amino acids. The record is from RefSeq and is a predicted model, not a curated record. The transcript has 24 exons. NCBI's taxonomy places the organism in Eukaryota, Metazoa, Chordata, Actinopteri, Istiophoriformes, Xiphiidae.